Molecule: messenger RNA, 2459 nt
Organism: Corticium candelabrum
Lineage: Eukaryota; Metazoa; Porifera; Homoscleromorpha; Homosclerophorida; Plakinidae
Exons: 2
Coding region: 259-1305 (348 amino acids)
Source: RefSeq, a predicted model, not a curated record
UAAUUAUUUAUUUAGCAGUAUUACUAUGUAUUGACCACUGCUUUUACAAUAAUAGUCCCUUCACAUUAUGGUAUAUACUACAUCUCUACUGUCAGUUUCAUUUGCAUCUUUCUGUGCCAGGUAUUGAAACUACAUCUAAAUCACACUUUAACAGCAAACAUAAAUUUGAAAUUAAAUGCUAUUUAAAAAAUAUUGAUAUUAAUUGUUAUUGCCGAGCGCAGUUUAAUAUCAAUUUAAUUAUUGAUCUUGCACAAUACCAUGAGCUGGCUGUUGCGAGCUUCCACGCGCCUCUUUCCAAAGCAUCGUCGAUCUAUUCAAUGUCGCUCCAUUAUCCAGACAUGGACCGAAGAAGUUAAUCCACUCGGAGCGUUGAAACUAGAUUGGCGUUGUGAACGCAACGUAGAUAUUCAUGUGUCCUCUGUCGACGUCAGCAAGACAGUAGGCGGUUACAAGGCACUCGUUUCACUGAAAGGAGAGAACCGGGAUACGUGCAGGGUAUCGGUGAGCUACAACAAAAUGUCAGAAUACGGGGAGUUGGUAAUAUCCGGGACCGAAGCGGUUUCAACUACCAGUAAUGAUUCGGUUUGUUUGACUGUCGAGUUGCCUCCUCAGUUUGAUGUGUUUGUUUCGGCUAUUGCCGACUCUGGGGUCUCCGUCAAUAACAUGGAAUGUGACACAGUUGAUAUCAAUACGCAAAAUGGUCUUGUUUUGCUGGAUCGUUUGAAAGCCUCGUUGUGUUCAGUUUUGACGUCAACAGGUGAUAUAAAGUCGAAAACACUUGUGCAAGGCAGUUUGAAUCUGAAGACAGAAUCAGGACUUAUAGAUGUUGCGUCCGCCCGCGGAUCCACGUUGUCAUUGGAGACUGUAUAUGGAUCCGUAUUAAUGGAAUCUGUUUAUUUCAACAAAAGUAGUGUGGUUAGUAGGACAGGACCGAUAUGCCUCGGUGCUCUCCAUGGAGAUGCAACUGUGAGGAGCGAAACCGGGGAUAUUUGUAUUAAAACGAUGGACGGUAGUCUACACGCAUUGACAGAGGCCGGAGACAUCGACGUGCACGUGGCACGAUGUGGCACUAUUCACAUCAAAACAAUUCAGGGAAACGUAAAGCUAAAAGUCGGCGAAGACGUCAGAUUGAAAAACAGCCAGAUGGCCGUGUCAGCCGGGAGUAAUAUUGAUAUCGCCGCGGGUAUGUGUGAUGAUACUGCUGAUACGGACAGUGAAAUUAGUGUUGAAACAAAAGAGGGCUCAGUACAAGUUCAACGUCAAAGCUGGCUUGACUCUUUAAAUAUAAACUCUAUAAAUCGGUAAAAUUCAAGAUUGCAUAGGCAACACCGUGUACUCGUAUUCUAUUGAACAAGGUCAAACUGAUGCAGGAGAGAUCGAAUCAGCAGCGGCUUUACUUCUUUGGUACUAACUAUAAGACAUCAAAUGGGAAUGUGACAGGCGAAGGUGGACAGAACCUGUUUUGACAAAGCCGGUCUGAAACUGGGUUCAUGUUGAGUACAGCAGCCACGCUCAGGAUUAUUGGUCUUACUUGCUGAUCCCAGUGCUAUCAGUCAAAAAGACUGUAGAGAUACCCUGCCGUUUUUUGAUGGUGCAAUCUUGACUUAAUUAUGGAGAGCUCAAUUUGUCAACUUUGUCUUGUAGCAGGAUUCUUAUCAUCACAGCAGCCACACGUUUGGUGUGACAAUAAACAUAAACAUGUAGGUUAUGGUAAACAUGCAAUACAUAUGGGCUUGUGGUUUCUGUGACCUCUGAAUGGCCAAUACAAGGGAUUCAGCAGAUAAGGUUUCUGGUAUGGCAAAAAUGAUGACGAUUAAUUAAUAUACAUUGCAGUGUCAAAGUACAUAUUUAUCGACCCUACAGUGCACAGCGUGAGUUAAAAUCAUAUAUUCACUUAUACCAUGGUCAUGUGACGUGCAACCAGUUACGAGUGUGUAUUGAGAUGGUAUAUAUGACGUAUUGCACAGCAAGUGUGCAAUAAGUUACUUCCAGUUACACUCUCACUUAUACUUAUACACAUCAUAUGACCAUGAUAUAAAUAAUCUGGAGCAUAAAGCUCUUGAAAUAACUUAUCAUUUUAUUAGUGUGCAAUAUGGCUUUUACCAGUACUGGGAGUGGGGUUAGAGCCCUUGACUUUGCCUUGGGCAAUAACUCCGCCCCUCAUGCUGGUAAAAGGCAUAUAGCACACUAAUCAUACGAUAACCUAUACAUAAAUGUAUGUAUACAUGUAGACUGUAUGUAUACAUGUGCAGGCAAACAGAAAGACAGACAGACAGACACAGACAUACAUACUGUAUAUACAGACAAGCGGACAGAAAGACAGACAGAGACAUAGAUGCGUACGUACAUACUGUACAUGUUCAUAUGUAUCAUGACCAUAUAAGUGUCCCAGUCUUUGCCUCUCUCGGUCUCUCUCUAUUUGUAAGUCUAUACCGACUGGUUUGUCGCUUGUGCUGACA